Messenger RNA from Colletotrichum orchidophilum, 1737 nucleotides. Its product is annotated as glucan 1,6-alpha-glucosidase. The transcript has a single exon. The record is from RefSeq and is a predicted model, not a curated record. The coding region runs from base 1 to 1737 and encodes 578 amino acids. Gene Ontology annotation, biological process: oligosaccharide catabolic process. Gene Ontology annotation, molecular function: alpha-amylase activity. Lineage: Eukaryota; Fungi; Ascomycota; Sordariomycetes; Glomerellales; Glomerellaceae.
AUGCCAUCUUCAGGUCCACCGGAUAGGCAAUGGUGGAGAGAAGCUGUAGUCUACCAGAUCUACCCACCUAGUUUUCUCGACUCCAACCAUGAUGGGCUUGGUGAUAUUCCCGGCAUCAUCUCGAAGCUGGACUAUAUCAAAUCCGUAGGCACCACGGCUAUUUGGCUGUCCCCAAUCUUCAAGAGCCCUCAAAAUGACAUGGGCUACGAUAUUUCCGAUUAUCGCGACAUCCACAGACCUUAUGGCAGUGUUGAAGACGCAGAGAACUUGAUCAAAGGUUGCCAUGAAAGAGGGAUCAAGAUACUUCUGGAUCUCGUUGUCAACCAUACCAGUGACGAACAUGAGUGGUUCCGAGAGUCUCGCUCAUCAAAGUCAUCCCCCAAAAGGGAUUGGUAUUUUUGGCGGGACCCCAAGAUCGACUCGAGUGGCAAUCGUCAACCGCCUAAUAAUUGGGCAUCUCUAUUUGGCGGCAGUGCCUGGUCAUGGGACGAGCAAACGGGCCAAUAUUACCUCUCGCUUUUCUUGCCUUCCCAGCCAGACCUCAACUGGACCAAUGAGGAAAUGCGUCGCGCAACGUAUUCUGAUAUGGAGUUUUGGCUGGAAAAAGGCGCCGAUGGCUUCCGGAUCGACUCGAUGAACCUCAUGUCCAAACAUCCCGACCUGCCUGACGCACCCGUGACCCGGCCCAACUCGGAGUUUCAGCCCGGAGAUUUAUACUACGCCAGCGGCCCAAGGAUGCACGAGUACAUCCGGGAAAUGCGCGAGAAAGUGUUCGACAAACACGGCUGCAUGACGGUUGGCGAACUGGGGUUCACCAAGGACGAGAAAAGCGUCGCCGAGUAUGUCGCCAAGGACAGACACGAACUCAACAUGCUCUUCACCGGCGACAUUGUUGACAUGGACUUCGGCAAGAACCACAAGUAUGAGCACGGCGAGUUCCGCCUUUCCAAACUGAAAACCAUCACCAACCUGUGGCAAAAGGCGAUGCCGAAGUGCGACGGCUGGAACACGGUCUACUUUGACAACCACGACUCUGGCCGCUCGCUCUCGCGAUACGCAUCGGACUUGCCCCAGUACAGGAAAGAGGCCGCCAAGAUGUUAGCCAUCUAUCUCGGUACUAUGAGUGGCACACUCUUCCUGCUCCAGGGGCAAGAGAUUGGUAUGGCCAACCUCCCAGAGUCAUGGACGAUUGAUGAUUAUGCCGACGUUGAAGGCAAGAACUACUACCAGAGCGUGCUCCAAAAGAGGGGGAAAGACGCAGAUAUGUCGGACGUCUUGGCGGAGAUGAGACUCAAGGCGAGAGACAACGGAAGAUUGCCCAUGCAGUGGAGCGCUGAAGCUCAUGGUGGCUUCACCAAGGGCUCGAAACCGUGGAUGCGAGUCAACGACGACUAUGGCGAGUGGAACGUUGAACAACAAGAAAAGGAUGAGGAUAGUGUGCUGGCAUUUUGGAGACAAGUGUUGAGCCUCCGACAGCGGGAGAAGGAUGUUUUUGUAUAUGGCACGUUCUCUGAGUUGAAGGAUUUUGAGGAGAGUGAGGAAGUGUUCGCCUUUAUCAUGGAAAACUACCAGGGAAAGAAGGCACUCGUGCUCUUGAACUUUUCUGAUAAGGAGCACAAGAUGAAGCUGCAAGAGUCUGAUGGAUGGAAGCGGUUACUUGGCAGUAACGCCGAGAGCAUUGAGGGUGGACAUCUUGUGCUUAGACCAUAUGAGGGUGUCGUGUAUUCUAAUUGGUAG